Eremothecium sinecaudum is the source of this 1833-nucleotide messenger RNA. Its product is annotated as SLM1 family PH domain-containing protein. The coding region runs from base 1 to 1833 and encodes 610 amino acids. The transcript has a single exon. Lineage: Eukaryota; Fungi; Ascomycota; Saccharomycetes; Saccharomycetales; Saccharomycetaceae. The record is from RefSeq and is a predicted model, not a curated record.
AUGUCUUAUAACAACACAUCAUUGCAAGAAUAUACCGAAAUGCAUAGUCCGUAUAUAGGCUCUCCAAGAGUCUCUUCUACUGGAAAGCAAUAUUCUGCAACGGCGGCUUAUUCCGUAAAUGGUGUUGUAAAUGAUAACACAUUCAGUGUUAGUUUACUUGAUGAUUCGUUCAAUACACAAAAAGGGAAUGCUAAUGUAAGGACUCUAGAAAGCCUUACGCAACAUCAGAGAAAUACUUCUACUUUGAGUAGUCAAAGUACAAAUACAAGCAUGAGUAAAGCGAGGAAUGCUUUACAACGGCAAAGGAUACCACAUCAGGCGGAUUCAAGUUCUCCGCUGGUAACACUGCUUCCGAUUGAUGCUAAUCCGACAGAAGUUUUGGCGGCUAGGUUUGCUUCCUGGAGAGUGGUUAUUAAGGCGAUUAUAGUAUAUUUGACUGAAAGUGCGUCAAUUCAAGAUGAACUGGUUAGGCAGCACCUACGUCUCUCACACGCGGUUAAUUUUCCCUUUUUUGCAGUUGAAAACGUGCACCAGCCUAAUUCGCCGGAGGAGAAGGCGAUCCAGCAGUUCUUUAUGCCCCUGGGGAACGGUUCCGUUCAGGAUUUACCCACGGUGUUAACCAGUUAUCACUCGCAACUUGCUUCAGCCGCGUCCAAGGCUUCGAAGGAGUUGACAAAUGAUGUUAUUCCGAGGCUACUGGAUAUGCGAAGGGACUUGUUGGUGAAGAUCAAGGAAAUCAAGUCUUUGCAGAGUGACUUUAAAAAUUCGUGCGGUAAGGAAGCCGCAGAAACCAAGCAGCUAAUGAGGUCAUUUCAUGAGGCUGUGGAACAGGCGCGGUAUGGUACGCCUAAGAAUGACCCGUAUUUGGCUAGGAUAAUGUUGGACAAACAAAUUAAGAGACAGAUAAACGAAGAGAACUUUCUCCACGAGGCCUUUAACAAUUUGCAGGCUUCCGGGAAAGAAUUGGAGAAAGUGGUAGUGAUGGAAAUUCAAAAUGCAUUAACAAUAUACGCCAAAAUAAUAGGCAAGGAGGCGCAACUAGUAUUUGAUACUGUUAUAAACAAGUUGGACACUGGGUUUUUCAGCAAAGAGCCCACAUUUGAGUGGGACAAUUUUCUACGGAGGGAUCCGAACUUUAUUGAUCCGGGUAUGCCUAUGAGACAACUAAAGGAUGUUACCUACAAACACCAAUAUGAUCCUCUGACGUAUAAGGUACUUUGUGGGUUUUUGGAAAGGCGCUCUAAGUUCCUAAAAUCUUAUUCCAAGGGAUUCUAUAUAUUAACGCUGUCGUUUCUACAUGAAUUUAAGACCUGUGACCGCAAGAAGGAUCUUGCUCCCGUUAUGUCGUUGUCGUUGAGCGAUUGCACUGUCGCUGAGCAUUCGAAGGAAGAUUCUGCGGACUUUAAAUUCAUCCUUCAUGCAAAACAAAACGGCAUUAUCCAUAGGGGACACAAUUGGGUCUUCAGAGUUGAUUCAUACCAUAAUAUGAUGGAAUGGUUCAACUGUAUAAAAAAAUUAACUACGGUAACCAGUCCGACAGAAAAAGCAAGGUGGGUUACCGAAUACCUGUGUCUGGACAAUGGUAAGAAGCCCAAAAGGCAUUCCAUAUUACGUGAUAACUUAUCCACCACCACGCAUAACAGCUCUAACUUUGAGUCACCUAGUAACGGCCAGUCUGUUCCUGCCCUAGACGGCAAUACUAAUACAAAUACAGCUCUGUCCAGUCCAGGAACGAGCUCAUUACUGGAGCAGACGGACGAAACAGCAAUUCAAAUACCCAACUCAACCAAAGCGGAGCGUUUGAAUAUUGCGUCUCUAAAGCCGUUAAAGUAG